GUGAUGUGAAGUAGGGCAAUCCAGAAUUCGCCAUUUUUACUUUUCAGUGAAAGGAGAUUUUAUAAUUGUCAGGCUGGAGGACGACGAUUUUUUUCUGAAAAGUGUGUCAUUGUAUUUAAUUUCCUGUAGCAAGGACUAUUAUUUGAGAAAGUCUUAGUUUAAUAGUGUGGUUUUAUUUAUUACUAACGUUUGUAUGUAGUGCUACUUCCCCAUCGUAAGAUUUGUUCUUUGGUGUGUCGCUUGAGCUAAUUCAAUGGCUAUGAUAUCGAAAUUUUAAUCUAACGAGUCGCUUUAGUAUUCUCCGUGUGAGAUAAUAACGAGAAAGCGAGGCGACGCCGUUAGAAAUGAGCAGGCCUCAAGGCGGUCGAAUUCAAGUCCCAGAUGACCUUAGAGAAAUUUUACUGGAGUUCACAAUAAGUUAUCUGCUGGAGCAGCCAGGGGACGUGAUUAACUACGCCGUCGAGUUCUUCACAAGGUUACAGAACAACCGGACCACUACUAUAGUGAGGGGCCCAUCCGCCGGCACGCCCGAUGAAUCCAUAAUAUCUGACGAAGAAGAGCCGCCAGUGGCGCGCUUCAACAACCGUCGCAAGUCGGUGUUCGCGGAGACGUAUGAUCCUGAAGAAGAUGACUCCGAUGAGGGCGCGCCGGCCGUCUUCCCCAAGUCUGAUGCUCAGCGUGCCCGACUCGCUGAAGCUGUGCGCGGUAUUCUGCUCUUCCGUUCGCUCGACGCGCAGCAGAUGCAACAGGUGCUGGACGCAAUGUUCGAGAAGCGCUCGGAGCCAGGCGAGUACGUGAUCCGGCAGGGAGACGACGGCGACAACUUCUACGUCAUCGAGAACGGCGUCUUUGAUGUGCUCGUCAACGGAGAUGACGGCAUCGAGAAGGUGGUGCACACGUACGAAGGUUCAGGGUCUUUCGGUGAGUUGGCGUUGAUGUACAACAUGCCGCGCGCCGCGUCCGUGCGCGCGCAGUCCGCCGGCGCGCUGUGGGCCAUGGACCGCCACACCUUCCGCCGCAUCCUGCUCAAGAGCGCCUUCAAGAAGCGCAAGCUCUACGAGGAACUGCUCGACAAGGUGCCGAUGCUGAAGGCACUCCAGUCGUACGAGCGUGCCAACUUGGCGGACGCGUUGCUGCCGCGGUCGCUGAUCGACGGCGAGCUGAUCAUCCGGCAGGGAGACUCCGCCGACGGCAUGUACUUCGUGGAGGACGGCUCCGUCAGCAUCCGCAUCACCCGCGAUGAUGGCAACGACCACGAGAUCAAGCGCCUCGGCAAGGGCGGUUACUUCGGGGAGCUGGCUCUGGUGACCCACAAGCCGCGCGCCGCCUCCGCUUACGCAGUCGGACCCACCAAGGUCGCAUUCUUGGAUGUGGAGACAUUCGAGCGCCUGCUGGGCCCCUGCAUGGAGAUCAUGAAGCGCAACAUCGACGACUACGAGGAGCAGCUCGUCAAGCUGUUCGGGGACAAGAGCAACCUCACUGACGUGCGAUGAACUACCCCUCAACACACCCCCGCCACCCCACACAACCCCCACGCGCACCCUCCACAACCCCCACACGCACCUCCCACAACCCUCAUCCCUCCCUUCUCGACUGAUCUCCAACACGGCAAUAAGCCCCAUAACAUGGAUACCACAAUCGAUAAAUCGGUUCUACAACACUAUAAUUGAAAUUAAACUAUUUCUAUAGACAUUUAAAAAAUAUAUAGACUAGGCAUAGUGAAAAAUUAUUUUCACUGGUAAUUUUUUUGACAGGUAAUAUCAGUUGUACAGGUUCAGUAACACCAUGUGCUAUAUUGACAUUUUACAAAAUUAUAAUAAGCGCCAUCUUUUGUUAUGAAACAAAACAAAACUGUUACAAAAUAAAAUAUAACUGUGUAAAGGUUGUCAAUGAUGAUGUAAAAAUGAAGUCUUCAGUCACUUCUGUCAACUAUGCUUACUCUAUAUAUUUUAAUCUCUUUGUCAAUAAAAUUCAUCAAAUCUAUACAAUAUUUGUAAACUCGUAUGAAGUAUUAGAUUUGACGAUUGUAGUAUCCAUACAUUAAUCUCACGUUGAUGUAUUCUCAGUCUUGCAUGUCUCGAUUUAGACGUAACGCUGUUUUUAAAAUUUUCAGUGUUAGAUGAUUGUGGAAUUAUUAAAAUUUUCAAUAUAACAGUAUAAGACCAGUCUAGUUGUAAAUCUCAGUAACGUUUCGUCUUUUAGCUUCAAUGUGCUUUACUUAACAGCAAUUAAUCGCAGAUAACGUACUAUCAGGGAAUCUCGCGGUGGUCCACUUUAAAGGUACUAGUUUGGAAAUUUCUGUACACAUUGAGACGACACAGAAACUAAUAAGACGAAUAUUUCAAAUGACUAUACAAAAAAGAAAUUUUUUAGUUUUUUUUUUGUCAAUUCCGUAACUAACAGCUAACUGUAAAAGGUGAAGUUUAUCUCGUUGCAUGGAAUAAAGCAAUUUAUUUCCAAGUGGAACACUGCGGAUUUCCUCAACUGUACCUAUUGUAUCAAAGAGGCAGUGCCAUUUUGAGGGAUUUACCUUUAAUCGGUAAGUCGUAGUUUUUAGUGUUAGAAUGACGUUGGUCGGAGAUGUGAGCUAUCGUAAUACUGCAUCUAUACGUGAAUACGCUUAUUUUAGAUAGAUAAAUGCCUUCGUAGCCUUGUAAAUAUAAGACAUUCUCUAACAAGCGAUUUACUAUUGAAUUUACUUGAAUAAUUGACAUUUCAUGUCAAACUGCUUGGAUAUUAAAUUCUAGAGGCAUGGCUGGACCACCUCUAGCUGGUUAAUAUAUAACUUCGACGUUUUUUUGUCUUACAGUUAACUAAGAUUGGAGGCAUUUUAGAAUUAAAAUAUUUUAACAUGUAAUGACCUGUUGGUGCAGUGUUACGGCGCUCGGCUCAUACACUGACGCUUUCCUGAUUCAAAUUUUAUAUACCGCUAAGUAUAUAAUAGUGAUUAGAUUUAAUCUAUUCACAAUUUACAAUAGAUUUUUAUUAUACAUUGUCCUAUUCAAGAAAAUUCGUUGUUUCAAAUGCAGAUUAAUUUAAAUGUAUUGACAAAUUGUUAUGUUUCCUAUAUAUUUAACUGCAUAUAAUUAAAACGGCGUAGUUUUGUUUAGUGAAGAGGUUAUAGUGGUUUUUUUGUGUUAUUUUUUAUUAUUAUUUAUGUUUUGAUUUAUUUUAUGUUGCGGAGAGUUCCUAUUUGUUUUGCUCUAACAUUUUUACAUUUUAUAGAUCUGAGGUUUGUUUUUGAUCGCCGCAUGUAUUAGAAAAUUAAUGGUUUUUAAACGUGAAAUAAAUAUUAAUAUUUAGUGCUGAUUGCUAUGUUACAAGCUUGCAGAGGUUUAUGAAGAUUUUUUAUUGCGCUCUUAUUUGUAUAAUUUAUUUAUCGAUGUUUGCGCAGGAAAUCCCAGUAUUAUUUAAAACGAAAGAUUUAUUUACAUAGGCACUAAAGAAUAUACACCAAGUUAUUGUGCCAUGAAUUGUACACCAUAUUAUUUUAAGACUCGUACAAAAACAGUUUGUUUCUUAGAUUUUACUUGAAAUUUUCAUGUUUGAGUUUGUUUUAAGCAACAAGAAUUUAAGGUUUUGCACUCUAUUCACACAAAAUUACACAUUACAAACUAUUUGCCUACUUCUACGUUUGAAGGCUUAUCACGAAUAUCCGUGCGAAUGUUUCGUAAUGUCAUCGACAUUUGUAUGAGAUUUGCGCAGCGCCCCUAGCGACCAUAAAGUGCACCAAAUGUCAUGUAAAUUUUGUCGAUGUUAUGAAUAAAUUCUUGCUAUUACGCAAAUAUUUGUGAUGAGUCUAUUUUUUGUAACUAUAAUUGAUAUAGUUAUCUUUUGUAGUUACAAAUACAAAGGGCAGUUCUAUGUAAUUAAAUCUAUGUUUUGAAGUGAAAAUAAUAUUAAAUUGUUUAUUUAUGAAUCCAGCCAAAGUAGAUGAAUGCAUAAAUCAUGUGUAGCACUUAAUGUAAGUCGUAUUAAUGUACGUAGCAGUUAGUUUUUGUCACCUUUCUAAUUGUAAUUUAAUAUAUUAGUACAUUAGGAAAAAUUUAACGGAAGUUUGGUACCCUCGAGUGUGAGAUGUCAUUUCGAUGUUAUGUACAAUAUCUGUACAAAUUUAUUUCAGCUGCCAUAGAAGAUUUUAUUGUUUUAUUUAUAAAUAGAUAAUUAAAAAUGUUGUUUUUUUUUUUUUUGCUAUUUUAGUCAUUUAUCCCGCUAUUUAGCUUUUGUCUAAUUUAAGAUUUCUUUGUCUUUUAAACAUUUCCUAUUCGAAAUUUGUGUUUUUUACUUUUUAUAAUUUUCACUUCAAGUGCCUCUUUCUUAUGUUCAAUAAUCCUUGUCUCUUUCCUAACAUUAAUGUUGUGUGUGUGCGUGUGUUUUUAAACUGCCUUUUUCUAUGUGAAUUUACUGUCUGAGUGUGGAUUCUAUGAGGAUAACUAGUAAAGUUAAAUUAUUGAUGUUAAUAUGUUCUAACUUUUUUGAGUUUAAUUAAAAACCUUAUGUUAGGAAUUUUAUUUAUUAUUUAUAAAUUAAUAUGUAAUGAUUCUAAUAUUCUUUAUUCUAGGCUAAAAGUAGCCUUUUUAAAAUGUAUUUUGAAUGAUUGAAGUUUUGGUUUUAUUAAUUCAAUAUUCUUGACAUUACUUGAAUGUUUCAAGUUUUAUCUUCCAUACUUAUGUAUUGGUAACAUAUAUGUUAUAUUCAGGUGAGGCGAGUGGUCGUUCCCCCGUUGUAUUGAUCCCUGUAGUUCUAGCGAUAGUGCAAUAACUAAUUAUCAUAUUUAUGUCGUUUACAUGGAAAUUUUCGUCGAUGUGAAAUUAUUUAUAGAAUAAAAUUGAAUAGCUUAAGAUGUUUUUUCUCUAAUGUAAUGUUUUAUCUCUACCCACGCUAACUAUACGUUAUAUUUACUAUUAUUUAAAUUCAAUAAAAAUUAUAAUAAAGCACAAACUUUAUGUUGAUUGUUUUUAAAUUUCUGUUGUCUUCCAUUCGGACGCACAGAAUGUUUUCUUUAUUCCAAAUAUCUUUAUCGUUAUUGAUGGAAUUAGAAGUACGCUUGUAAUUGGCGUAUACUUUUUUAUUACUAGUCAUCGGUGUCUAAUGUAGAUUAGUAAUCUGACGGCACAUUGAAAUUGUUUUUGUCGCAUUUCCACGCGUUAGAUUAAGUCAUCCUCUGUCCACAUGUCGAAGCAUAUCAGAGUAUCUCAGAUCUGUCGCCCGGCGUCCGUCGCCGACUGCCCGCUUUACCCACGUCAUGAGCUUACCCUGUACAUUUAUAAAAUUAUGUAUCGUAAAAUGUUAGAAAACUGAAUUAUAUUUGUUUGUAGAUCUAAA
This is a messenger RNA of Papilio polytes (common Mormon), 5325 nucleotides long. RefSeq names its product cAMP-dependent protein kinase type II regulatory subunit (gene Pka-R2). Bases 345 to 1493 code for a protein of 382 amino acids. The transcript has 7 exons. Gene Ontology annotation, molecular function: cAMP-dependent protein kinase regulator activity. The record is from RefSeq and is a predicted model, not a curated record. Gene Ontology annotation, cellular component: cAMP-dependent protein kinase complex. Gene Ontology annotation, biological process: regulation of protein phosphorylation. NCBI's taxonomy places the organism in Eukaryota, Metazoa, Arthropoda, Insecta, Lepidoptera, Papilionidae.